AUGACGUUAACAGUUAACUAUUGCAACGGGACAAUCUAUGCUUACUUCUGCUUCCCUAAUUCCAAUGUGAUAGCUACGGCUGCAGCACUAGGAUAUCGCGCGCCUGAGCUCUCGAAACUCAAGAAGGCUAACACAAAAUCUGAUAUAUACAGCUAUGGUGUGAUCUUGCUGGAAAUCUUGACAGGAAAGUCACCUGGUGAAACUAGGAAUGGCUUGGAUUUGCCUCAGUGGGUUGCUUCUAUUGUCAAAGAAGAGUGGACAAAUGAGGUUUUCGAUUCGGAUUUGAUGAGGGACAAGGCAUCAUCCUCAACAGUUAAUGAUGAGUUGCUUAACACCUUGAAGCUUGCUUUGCACUGCGUUGAUCCUACACCGUCACCACGGCCGGAAGCUCACCAAAUUCUCCAGCAGCUAGAAGAGAUUAGACCAGAGUUACCACCAGUUAGCCCUGGAGAAGAGUCUUGGCAUCAUGUUUAGGCCAAUCUUUUUCCAUGGAAUUAUAUAGUCUAUUUCUAUUAUUGUUAUGAUUAUUAUUCUUUCAUUCUUAUGUUGAUUUUGAAUGUUUGAGUGCUCAUGUCUGUACAUACUUCUAUGUUUUAUAUAGUAAGUGUUUCCUUUUUCAUUCUUACAUUAA
Messenger RNA from Arachis ipaensis, 631 nucleotides. Lineage: Eukaryota; Viridiplantae; Streptophyta; Magnoliopsida; Fabales; Fabaceae. The record is from RefSeq and is a predicted model, not a curated record.